Messenger RNA from Vespula vulgaris, 4268 nucleotides. It is a transcript of the gene conu, whose product is annotated as rho GTPase-activating protein conundrum. The transcript is spliced from 10 exons. Gene Ontology annotation, molecular function: GTPase activator activity. NCBI's taxonomy places the organism in Eukaryota, Metazoa, Arthropoda, Insecta, Hymenoptera, Vespidae. Gene Ontology annotation, biological process: regulation of small GTPase mediated signal transduction; regulation of actin filament polymerization; signal transduction. Bases 2146 to 4077 code for a protein of 643 amino acids. Gene Ontology annotation, cellular component: cytoplasm. The record is from RefSeq and is a predicted model, not a curated record.
CUCUUGAGUAUUAAAAUACAUUCGAAAUUUCCUAAAUAAUAAGAUUAAAUCAUAUCUGCUGACGUAUUUUAGUUUCACAGUAAAUGUUACGCUUAUUAAAUUAGCAUUACUUCGUUAAUUUCGCCAUAUGAUCACGUUCGCGUAUGAUCGGUUUUGUAUUCUUUAAAUAAAUCAUGUGAAACAAUAUAUAUAUAAAUAUCUCUAUAGAUAAAUUUAACUCAUUCAUAAUGACAAAAUAUGAAAGUAUUUUUCCAAUAAUAAAAUAAGUUAUAUUAUAUAUACGCAUACGUUUUAAAGGAUAACUUUAUUAAUAUUGUUUCCUUCGAAAAGAUUCAUACAUUUCAAUUUACAAUUUUCUUUUUAUUAGCUUAUUUUCUAAUAUUAUUAAAAUGUAUAUUGAUAUCUUGAAGUAUGCGAUUUAAUUUUUGCAAUAUUUUAAUUAUUGUCAUUUAGAAUCACGUGACAGAAAAUAUAGGGAAAUAUCCAAUGAAAUUUAAGCCGCCAUGUCAUCUUUCUCAUUUUCGCGGGAAAAACAUUUAUCGAAUUGAAUGAUACAAGCAUUCUAAUAUCUAUAUUUUCCACGUCGUAUCGAUCGAUCUUAUGUAUUUUUCAUACGAAUUAAAUAAGGAAUUAUAAUGUUUAAGUAUUACAUGCCCUUGUCGCUAAAUUGUCUUGCGUUUUCGUUACAUGCGUAUGACCUUCGUUAAAUACAACCCAGACGCAAAAAAUCAACCUUUUAUUGCCAAUAAAAUGUCAAUAAAGUUUCUCUUUCCUUGGAAUUUGUAAUCAUUCUAUUGAAGUAUGGAUUUCCAUACGCAGCAACCUCCAGAGAUCAGGACAAUCGAUAUUAUUUACAUAUAGUAAAGUUAUAUAAUUAAAUACAACGCAAAUACUGUUAAACUAAUUGGUUGCGUUAUUGAAUUGAUUGAAUAUAAUUUCAAGAUAUAGUUACAAGUUAAUUUUCUUAAUAAUUUCUAUCGAUAACAUAGUGCUACAAUCGGUUUAUAAUCGAUCGUCGAUAAUGUAGAAUAUGAUGUGUAAUGUAGAUGUGAAUGAUAAGAAAGUAAUAAGUUUUUAUAAGUUUUGAAUAUAUACAUGAUCGAAGAUAAAAUAUAUAUACAAAACUACCGUACGUCCGUUAUUUCGAUCUAAUCGAUUUCGUAAAAGUAAUUAUUUAUUAAGAUUAAUAUUUCUCGUGAAACGAAUGAUACGAAAAAUAAAGAAACAGAAAAACACUUAGGUUCGUUAAAUGGUGAAAUAACUUCGAUAGGACGAACAUUCCUGUGUUAGAAUUCUUCUUAACUAUCUCACGUUUCAGUAACUAUUUCCGGUGUGUUGAAAUUUGAAGUGCAUCCGUUUGCACAUUAAGUGCAAAUAGAAAACGCUAGAUUUCGCAUUAUCGUUUCUUAGCGAUCCUUUGAUCUUUCGAUCUUUUGAAGAUUCGUAAGACAUUAACAAUUUAUAAUCGUAGCGAGUGAGAAAAAUAUUUUUCGAGUGAUUUCAAGUGAUUAGAAAGAUUUGAAUUUCGAUUCGUUUAUUUGUCUGUUACUGUUUUGCGAAUUAUGUCGUUCUUACAACGUAAAGCCAAAUGCGAUCUUCGUAGCAAUGGGCGUAAUUCGAAGACGCGUUUCGAAUAAAUUACAACUUCCAAGAAGUAGCUAGCCUCGAGAAAUUGUUAGCGCUUACGUUGAAGUUUCACGGACGCGUUGCUGCUAAAAGUUACUUUAUAUCUCUACGUACGUAGCUACUUUCCUUAUGCAGAAGAUCGAGUGAUGACUCUUUUCUAUUUAUCAUUUGGCGCGUCAGCAGUAGUACAUCCGAGGCGGCCGAUGUGAAAUUUAUUUUCGGAAUACGAUGAUCGUUCUUGGAUCGUCGAAACACCGACAGAGGGAAUCUUGUUUCGUAUCGUACGUACUCUAUGCACGAACAUAUUGUCGUAAGAAUAACAGUACGACGUCAAGGCUAUGUUGUGCCUCAUCAUUUUUUUGGUGAAUGUUUAGGCGUCUCAAAUGAUAAUCAUUGCAUAGAUUACCAUAUAUUGAAAAUGAACAGUAGAAGGAAUUUUUAAGUACAUUUGCUUUUUCUUUUCUAUUCAUAUUUAUAUUGAAUACAAUAUACGACAAAAAGUGUGGAAGCAAAUAAAUCAUGGAUAAAGUACAAAGUGCUACUUAUAUUGGGGUAGAUACCCAUUUAUUAGAUUACUGGGAAGAAUAUCAGAAAAUGAUCGAAGAAACCAAGAUGUUGGAUGAUUAUCUUGACGAAGAAUGUCCACGAAAUUAUGAUGAAGGUGAAGAGGAAGCAGAAUGGUUACGUGCCGCAGGCUUAGGGGAAUUAACCGAGCCAUGGAAAGCAGGUAGAGAAGUUCAACCAGAGGAAUUAGGAGCUGCUUUACGUCCUCUUUCAAGAGCACAAGCAGAAGCUGUAAAGCGAAGAGUUAAAUCUCUUAAUCAUACCGUUAAACAACGUUUCAAUCAACGACAACGUGUAAGGAAACCAGACAUCAGAGAUGUGUUUAAAGAUGUGGAGAUUUCUAGUACAGGCACUAGAUCAAGAAGUGCUACUCCCGAUUCGUUAGAUUCUAUUCCAGGUGAAACACCAGAAAAUGCUUCACCUCCUUCACAACCAUCAAUAACUGUAAUUGAUCAUCAAACGAGUGUCAAUGUUCCCAGUUUUGUAUCAAUAUUUCAUCGUUCGUCAAACGAAGGAAAAGAAACAGUUCGAAGAACACCAAGUGCACCAACAACGGCUACAAAUUCUGUGCCAGUUUUGACUAAUGCUCCAGUUUCUGUUCAAGAAAUCUUUAGGCGUACUGGUCAUUCCUCUCGAGGCGAUGUUGCUAAUGAUUCUGAAGGUAUCCAGCUGACUGGCUAUCACAGAUUAGGAACAAUACAUCUUUCUAGACCACCUAUUCAAAAACGUAGCGGUAGCGAUCCUAGUGAAGUAGCAAAUACAGCAAACUUAGAUAGUGAAAAUAUCGGAAAAUUAACUGUUUCUAAAGAUUCGACAUUGCGAAGAGCUUCAGGCGGUCAUGCAACUGUAUCUAGGAGUCAUAGUAGUUUAUAUGGUUUGUCAACGUCUAAAGAUGAGAAUUUAUUAUCUCAUCCAUUAAAUCGUACUUCGUCGCAUGGUCAUCUGAGUUUUGAACAAAUGUGCAGGGCAAAUGAAACAAAGUCACAAGUAUGGGUGACAGAAAAUCUUCCAGCCGAUGAUGGUUUUUCUCAACAACGUAUAGAAUCGUUAUCCCAACGUGAUUUAACACGAUUACAGCCACUUUUGUGGCUUGAACUCACCGCAGUUUUUGACAAAUAUAACGUACCUCUUAAAAAGCGUAAACCAAACAAACGUAGGAGAAAAGCUGGGAAUUUAUUUGGUGUAUCGUUAUCGACUUUACUACUCAGGGAUAGCCAGUUAACAAACGAAGAAAGUAACAUUCCUUUAGUAUUUCAAAAAGUUCUCAAUGAAUUGUCUAAACGUGGAGUGAAAGAAGAAGGUAUUCUUAGAGUUGGUGGUCAUAAACAAAAGGUUGAAUUGAUAUGUACAGAAUUAGAAACAGAUUUUUACAGCAAGCCAAAGGAAAUUGAUAAAUUAUUUAAACGCAUACCAUGUCACGAUCUGUCAGCAAUUCUUAAAAAAUUAUUACGUGACUUACCUCAACCGCUUCUUACAGUGGAACUUAUGGAUGCUUUUUACCAAAGUCAUGAAGUAAAGAAUCCUAGCGAUUUAUCGUAUUCUUUAAACUUAUUGGUGCUACUUUUACCAAUAGAACAUCGAUGCACGUUAAAAGCAUUGUUAAACUUUUUUAAAUUGGUUAUCGAUAAUCAGAAUUCAAAUAAAAUGUCAAUUCAUAAUGUGGCGAUGAUAGUAGCACCAUCGCUAUUUCCACCACGUUAUGUGCAUCCCAGUGAUCGUUCUGAUUUAAAUGCUCAAGUUAACAUGGCUGCCAUAUGUUGUCGGGUAACAGAAGCAUUACUUAUUAAUGCCGACAAAUUAUGGUAUGUACCAACUACUCUCAUAAGUCAAAUGCGGAGACAAUCCGAAGAAGAAAAAUAUCGCAAAUAUAAAAAGAAGUAUUAUUAAUAACAAUAAUCGGCAGACUGAGUAUAGCAUUGUUCUAUCGAUUGGUAGGAGCAUAUUGAAAUAUAGUAAUAAUACCUUUGGUGCCUCUUAAGUUUUGUUAAAAAGAUUUGUAGAUUAGAUUUGUAUUUUAGAGAUUAAGUUGUAGUGAAAUACGAUUUGAAAGGAUUGCUUUGAAAUCCUUUGUGUCCAUA